AUGCCUGACUUAUGGAAAUUCGCUUUCAACUUAAAGAAUAUGGGAUCGUAUAAAUUCUCUGUUACGUUCCCAGAUCCGUUGAUUGCUAAUAGAUUUGUUACCCGCAUGACAAAAGUUGGUAAGAGUAAUAGCCAACCAAAUGCUGCACUAUAUAUGGGGAAAAAGAUUAGAUUUUCACCGUACAUUCAAAAAGUAAAAAGGUGCUACAACUGUCAGCGUUUCGGCCACUUGAUUGCUCAAUGCAGGGGUGGAGAACAAGGCAGAUUCUGUGCAUCAAAAGACCACAACAUUGGAGAUUGUAAAGAGAACAAAAAUGCUUGCAUUAAUUGCAUUCGACAUAAGAUGUCAUCAUUUAAUCAUAAGGCUAAUGACCCAAAAUGUCCUAUUUUUAUAGAAUGCAGACAACUGAAAGUAAUAAUGGCCAAACUAGGGCUAGGUCCUAGUGAUGCUUUGAACUUCUAUAAACAAAACACCUUCCAGACUUUAUGUCUGACGAAAACAUGGUUAAAGGACUUAGAUUCAGUCAACAUAGGUAACUAUAGACUGAUCACUCAUAAUAGAAACUCCACUGGUGGAGGAUUAGCCAUCGCAUGUCGCAAUGGUUCUGAUACAAGUGCUUGGGAGGAUAUUUUUCAUUGCUUUGAUAACUUUGAUAAUGUUAUUAUUAUUGGUGAUUUAAAUUGUAAACACCCGAUAUGGUGUAGGGCUACUUUGCAUCCUAAUCUCAAUGGAACAAAUCUUUCAGAAGCCAUUUCGAACUCCAUCUUUGGAAUUUGUAAUAAUGGUUAUCCAACCUGGCAUUCUGCUGACCUUGCCAAGUUUAGUGCUGUUGACCUCACACUUGUAUCUCCAUUAUUUAUGAAUAACUUAGGAUGGGAGAAUUUGCCUAAUUCCUAUGGCAGUAAUCAUUAUCCCAUUAUUAUUAACUUUUCCAAUAUUUCACCUAGUAAAUAUUUUUGCAGACCUCACUACUCUCUCUCAAAAGUCGACUGGAAUAAGUUCAACAACCAUAUGAACUCUUCACCUAAACGGAAAACCCUCCUUCACUUGGAAAGAUACCCGGAACCAGCUACUGCAUAUGAAGACUUUACACAGCUUGUUGAUGACUCUUUGCAAUCUGCUGGAGCUCGAGUUAAGAAAUCAGUUGGCUUCUCUCGAAGACCUCCUUCUCCAUGGUGGGAUGAAAAUUGUACCGAGAUUAUUAAACCCAAGAUUGCUGCUUAUCACGAGUUUAAAAAAACACCCUUCUAGUGAGAAUUUGGAAAUACAAUGAUAUUUGUAAGGUAGGGGAAUUUUGUUCUUCACUAAAUAAGGAUUCGGAUGUUAAAAAUGUUUGGAAUACGGUAUCGGUUUUUAAGAAAAAGAAACACCUUUCGAACAUAAAUGUCGAAUCAUCUGAGGAUAGUUUGAUUAUAGCUAUGGAUACCUUUAACAAAGCUGUUUCAGAUAGUUUACCUAAUAUUGUAACACCCUCUUUCUCAAGAGAUAAUAGUAAAGUCAAUAAUAUAUCAUG
Harpegnathos saltator (Jerdon's jumping ant) is the source of this 1513-nucleotide messenger RNA. RefSeq lists its product as uncharacterized. Gene Ontology annotation, molecular function: nucleic acid binding; catalytic activity; zinc ion binding. The transcript has 4 exons. The record is from RefSeq and is a predicted model, not a curated record. The coding region runs from base 1 to 1251 and encodes 416 amino acids. NCBI's taxonomy places the organism in Eukaryota, Metazoa, Arthropoda, Insecta, Hymenoptera, Formicidae.